This is a messenger RNA of Glycine soja, 1151 nucleotides long. RefSeq names its product rac-like GTP-binding protein RHO1. The record is from RefSeq and is a predicted model, not a curated record. Gene Ontology annotation, cellular component: cytoplasmic vesicle; cell cortex; nucleus. Gene Ontology annotation, molecular function: GTP binding; protein kinase binding; GTPase activity. The transcript has 8 exons. NCBI's taxonomy places the organism in Eukaryota, Viridiplantae, Streptophyta, Magnoliopsida, Fabales, Fabaceae. Gene Ontology annotation, biological process: regulation of cell shape; actin filament organization; small GTPase-mediated signal transduction. The coding region runs from base 274 to 867 and encodes 197 amino acids.
GCGGGCCUAAAAAGGUUUCACAUUUCUCUCUCUCUCUCUCUCUCUCUUCUCCGUCAAUGCCUUCUCCUCUCACAGUCACAGGGUCUGUUUGUUAGGGUUUCCUUUUUUUCCAUUUCCCCCCUUUCUCCCACACUAUCUCUUUCCGCAUUUUCCCAAUUAGGAUGUGUCAUUGAGACAGAAGAAGAAGAAGAAAUUGGAGGGGGUGUGUGAUCGGGUCCUCAGGUGAAGAUCUGAGGCUGUUGGUGUCUCUUUUCUUUUCUCCGAGUUCCAAAGAUGAGCGCUUCUAGGUUCAUCAAGUGCGUCACUGUUGGGGAUGGUGCUGUGGGCAAAACCUGUUUGCUUAUUUCCUACACCAGCAACACUUUUCCCACCGAUUAUGUGCCGACUGUUUUUGACAAUUUCAGCGCAAAUGUGGUUGUCAAUGGGAGCAUUGUGAAUCUGGGUUUGUGGGAUACUGCUGGACAAGAGGAUUAUAACAGAUUAAGACCUUUGAGUUACCGUGGUGCCGAUGUUUUCAUACUGGCUUUCUCUCUCAUAAGCAAGGCCAGUUAUGAAAAUGUCUCUAAAAAGUGGAUUCCGGAGUUGAAGCAUUAUGCUCCUGGUGUCCCCAUUAUUCUGGUUGGCACAAAGCUUGACCUUCGGGAUGAUAAGCAGUUCUGCAUUGACCAUCCUGGUGCCGUACCUAUUACCACAGCUCAGGGAGAAGAGCUUAGGAAGCUGAUUAAUGCGCCAGCUUACAUUGAAUGCAGUUCAAAAACACAGGAGAACGUGAAGGCAGUCUUUGAUGCAGCCAUAAGAGUUGUCCUUCAACCACCUAAGCAGAAGAAAAAGAAGGGUAAAGCACAAAAGGCCUGUUCGAUAUUGUGAUUCACUAGGUGUUAACAUUUGACUGCCCUUUGUUCUCCCUGUAUUACCCUCCCCUUCUUUAUUUUUAUCAUUUCCUUGCUAUUGAAGAAGUUGUAGUUUAUGUGGGUGUUCCUCAGACAAAUACUCUAGAUCUCCUUGAAGCAUAAGUUGGCUUAAUGCUUUCCUUUCUUUGAAUUAUUGUAAACUCUAAUAGUCAAAUUUGCAUUUCAUGAUUCCCACCUUUUUUUCUUGUAACUUUCGUUUUGAUUUAUGUAUUAAUAGACUGGAAUAUCCAGUUAGGAUAA